ACUCCUGCCUGGCGAGCAUGGGCCUUCCGAGGAGCAUCUCAGCCAUGGCAGAGCGGCGUCUCGCCUAGGCAGGACACCAGACACAGCCGUAGCAGUAAGAUCUCCACCCCAGGAAACAUCCUUCAAGGACUUAUAGGCAGCUGGCUGGUACCAAGGAUUGGAGGGACAGAAACUGCUCCUCAGAAGCGACAACAGCUGAAAACGGCCGCAUGAAUCAGCAGAGAGCUGGACGGAGGAAGGAGAAUGGCAUGUGAAACUAAGGGGGGCCGCUGCCAGACAUGAGGAUCACGAGAACGCCCGAAGAGGAGGCUUUCUGACCAUCAUACCAGUGGAACGACAAUCCCGCGAUCACAGAUGAAACCGGAGCAACGUUGACGAGGAGGAAAUACGACCGGAUCAAGAGCUGCACGUUGGAGGAGCUCCACAUAACGAGAAGGAGUGAGCGUCUGUAUACGAUGGGCAUCCCAUUCUCGGCGGAAACAGGACACAGCCAGCCGAAAUUACGACGAUGGGGCAUCGCAAUUCUGACUAGCAUUCCCACAUUGACGGUAGGCAGCACACUUCGUGUAGGAACAGUAGCGACUCUGCGGCAUCCCCCGGAGCUUCGGAACAACUACACGUGGAUAAUCAUCAACGCGCAUCGAAUCCGAGGGGUCAGCUCAACCAGCCCAGAAGAGUCGACAUUCGAGCUGGAACAACAACCUAAUGGGAUUCACUGGAUGAUAAGCGAAUCGACACAGGCAGAUGCUACAACGAAGGCUGACAUCGUUCAACUACAGCAGCACGAGUACACAGGCGCAAUCGUCUUUCAAGCGCAUCCGAUGCUUCACGGCUUCCCAUGGACGGUACCGGACUCGACGGCGAACCGGCAUGUACUAGCUGCGAUCAAGAAACAAGCCUUCAAAAGGUACUGCGGCGACGGCAUCAAGCUGGAUGCUACAGUAAAUCAUCUGCAACAAGCGGUACAGACGAGCACCUGGCAAGCAGCAGCCAUGACUCAAUCACCCAAGCAACUCUGGGCCCAUACCAACGAGCUCACGGCGUAUCAGGUUUGGGUCAGCUACCGGGUGGCGCUACGGCAGCUCAACCUCUAUUACGACGGCCGGCAGCACGACAAUAGCUGCCGCAAACUGCAAUGCUGCCAAGGACAUAAGGAGACACUUGAGCACAUCAUGUGGGACUGCCCCUGUGCUCAAGCAUGCUGGCAAAAGCUGAUCAGCCAUUGGACCGGAGAGCAAUGGAGCCUUCAGACGACGAAGAGAUUCCAGGAAGCCUGCGCAAGCAGGAAAGCACCAGUACUGUCGCGAGUCAUCAAGGCCCAACUAGGCCGAGAUCAUCCGGAUGAAGAAACCCAGUAUGCGAAGGAGUGGAAGCGAAUGUGGCGGAUUUUGUGUAGUAUAUGCAUGACCAGCCUCUGGAUACAGCGGAACCGGGUCGUCUUCCAGCAGGAAGAGAUCACAGUAGAUAGGAGCGUGCUUGAAUUCUGGACGACGAGCCAGCAGCAACUACGAGGCAUAGCCAAACGAGAACGAAGAAAACCAGAAACGAUGGAAAUCGGGACAAGACUCCUGUUAUGCCAACGUCAGAUGGAGAAAAUACCCACAGAGAAGUCUCCAAAGGAGACAAGCCCCGUACAACCACCGGACCAGACCCUGGAACCGGCGUUGCUAGCUAGGCUUAGGAUCAAACAGACAUCUAGUCGUCGAUAAGUGACCAAAUAGAGAAGUCUGCCUCUCUCUCUC
Messenger RNA from Phytophthora nicotianae INRA-310, 1742 nucleotides. RefSeq lists its product as hypothetical. The record is from RefSeq and is a predicted model, not a curated record. Lineage: Eukaryota; Oomycota; Peronosporomycetes; Peronosporales; Peronosporaceae. Bases 456 to 1709 code for a protein of 417 amino acids. The transcript has a single exon.